Molecule: messenger RNA, 4275 nt
Organism: Oldenlandia corymbosa var. corymbosa
Lineage: Eukaryota; Viridiplantae; Streptophyta; Magnoliopsida; Gentianales; Rubiaceae
Source: the annotation of a GenBank genome assembly
AUGGGAUUGCAACAUGAUGAAGAUGUUUCGAUUUCCAUUUGUGGGACUCUUUUGCCUGGGAAACAAGAUGAAUUUCAUGUGUGUAAUGAAACCAUUGAGGCUCCAGGGAAGCCGAUGCUCAAAGGGAUAUGGAUUCAGGCCACUGGUUCCAUCGAAUUGAUCCACACAACCAAACUUGGGCUUUAUGAGGAUGGCUCUUUAUUCGGCUUAAAUACAUUUCAUAUGAACGUUUCAUGUGUGGAACUCUUUUUUCUUGGGGCCAUUGGUUUGGUACGAGAAAGCCUUAUGAAGAACCGCAAACUCGGAGAGCACUCAAUAAAAUCCUCCAGAACAAUAGCCCGGUUGCGUGCUGGUGAUGGUGAUAUUGAUCCGACAGCGAGAUCAUGGUCUGAUCUGCCUCAGGAACUUCUAGAGCUGAUUGCAAACCGUUUGGGUGUAAUUCAACUUUUCGCCUUUCGGGGUGUCUGUAAAAGCUGGAGAUCAGCUUCUGCAGUUGCUUCUGCUGUCCACGAAUCUGUCGUCAAGAAACGGCCUAGUUUCCUAGUUUACGGUGAUCAGGGCACAAAAUGUUCCUUGUACUACAUGACAGAGGAAGCAGGUGAUGAUGAAUCAGGAAGAAAAGUGUAUCAUAUGGACAUCCCGGAAUUUGAAAACGCCACUUGCCUUGCAUCCAAUCAGGGGUGGCUGCUUUUACACCAAUCAUCAGGCUCAGGCUCAGGCUCAGGCUCAUUGUUUUUUUUCAGCCCUCUUUCGCGUGCCAGGAUCGACUUGCCGCGUUUGCCUGAAGCAGAACUGUCAUGUCAUUUUGGGGCGUUUUCCGGUCCUCCUACUUCUCCUGAAUGCAUUGCGGCUGUGGCUAAGAAAUGUGAAAACGAUCGAGUGAAACUGUACUUGCUUCGCCGUGGCGAGAAAGCGUGGACUGAGCAUGAACUUGUUGAUCAAGUGCUUGGUUCUAUUAAGGCUGGUCUUUAUCUAGAGGAGAAAUCAAGCUUUUAUUUCAUGGAUGACAACAGCAAACUGCUGAAAUUUUCGGUGAAACAGGAAUCCUGGACUCCUUAUAGAAUUUUGCCCCCUGGUUCUGGGAAGGGCAUAGACGUCAUGCCAUUUAAUUAUGAUGACGAGGUUUUCAACCUAUACAACAUGAAAGCCUGGAUGGGAUUGCAGGGCGAUGACGAUCUUUCGAUUUCCAUAUGUGGGACUCUUAUACCUGGGCAAAGCAGUCCCGUUUUUGCUUGCAAUGAGAACAUGGAGGCUCCUGAUGGAAGUGAGAAGCCGAAGCUGAAAGGGAUAUGGAUUGAAGCCAGAGUUGAAAUCAUAGCCAAUGAUCAGGGCAACAGAACUACGCCAUCUUAUGUGGCUUUUACAGAUGAAGAGCGUCUCAUUUGGGAUGCAGCUUUCAACCAGGUUGCCUUGAAUCCUGUUAACAGAGUAUUCGAUGCAAAGAGAUUGAUCGGAAGAAAAUUCAGUGAUGAGUCUGUUCAGAGUGACAUGAAACUCUGGCCAUUUAAGAUGAAGCAAAUUGCGGAAACAUUCAUUGGGUCAACGGUGAGUGAUGCUGUGAUCACUGUUCCUGCCUAUUUUAACAAUUUGCAGCGUCAGGCGACAAUGGACGCGGGAGAAAUUGCGGGCAUUACUGUUUUGCGGAUCAUCAGCGUACCAGUAGCUGCCGCCAUUGCUUAUGGCUUGGAUCAUCAUUCCAGGACCGAAGCGAAAAGGGAUGUUCUCAUUUUCAAUCUUGGGGGCGGAACUUGUGAUGUAUCAACUCUCACCAUUGAGAAUGGAAACAUCAAAGUCAAGGCUACUGCGGGUGAUACUCAUCUUGGUGGGGAGGAUUUCGACAAUAGAAUGGUGAACCACUUCAUUAAGGAAUUCAAGAGGAAACAUAGCAAAGAUGGCAUUGAAUUUUCAGCAAGAAUCACCAGGCCCAAGUUCGAGGAGUUGAACUCUGAUUUAUUCACCAAGUGUAUCAAGCUUGUCGACAAGUGUUUGACGGAUGCCCAGAUGAACAAAUGUGAUUUGAAUGAUGUUGUCCUGGUGGGCGGUUCGAGUAGGAUUCCAAAGGUUCAGCAACUGUUACAAGACUUGCUAAAAGGGAAGGAGCUCUGUAAAAGUAUCAACCCUGAUGAAGCUGUUGCUUACGGCGCAUCUGUUCAAGCCGCAACCUUGAGCAGAAUUUGUGAUGAGAAGAUUCAGGACUUCAAACUUCUGGAAGUCACCCCUUUAUCUCUUGGUGUUGAUGUUGUUGGAGACAUAGUGAGUGUUUUAAUCCCUAGGAAUCCUGCCAUACCAACCAGAGAAACAAAGAAUGUGACGACUGUUCCUGAUUACCAAUCUGCAAUGAGAAUCAAAGUGUUGGAGGGUGAGAGAGCCAGAUCAAGCGACAACAAUUUUUCAGCUUCCCUGUUCAGUUUCUUCCUGAUUUGGGGUGUUUGGUGGGAGAAAAGGAAGAGAAGAAGAAAUGUUGAUAGGCAUCAGAUCAAGAAGUAUUUCAAGAGCAUUGAUGCUCAUGAGUCGAAGCUUCAAUCGGCCAUUCUCUGUCCAAACAGAAAGAGUUGUGCCGGUCCAAAAGUUUCUCAGCUUUGGCUACCAUUUCUAACUCGGAAAUUUGAAGGCAAGGUAGCACUAAUCACAGGAGGAGCAGAUGGGAUUGGAAGAGAGACCGCCAUCAGAUUCAUUGACAACGGAGCCCAGGUUGUCAUCGCGGAUAUCAACAAACAAAUGGGCCUAGAAACAGCUUCCAAACUCGGGUCCAACGCCUCAUUCGUUCCCUGUGACGUGACCAACGAAUCCGACGUGUCCGACGCCGUGGACUUCGCCGUCUCCCAGCACGGCCACCUAGACAUCAUGUACAACAACGCCGGCAUCGCGUGCCGGACUCCGCCGAGCAUAGCCGACCUAGACCUCGCCGCAUUCGACCGGGUCAUGGCGAUCAACGUCCGCGGCGUCGUCGCCGGAAUCAAGCACGCGUCCCGUGUGAUGAUCCCGAGGCAAUCCGGCUGCAUCCUGUGCACCGCCAGCAUCACCGGUGUGAUGGGCGGUUUAGCUCAGCAUACCUACUCAAUCACUAAAUGCAGCGUCAUCGGAGUCGUGAAAUCCGUGGCGGCGGAGCUAUGCAAGCACCGAAUCCGGGUGAAUUGCAUCUCGCCGUUUGCUAUUCCGACAAGCUUCGUGUUGGAAGAAUUGAAAGACUAUUUUCCGGGCGUGGAGUCCGAGAGGCUCGCUGCCAUGAUCCAUAACGCGGGAGAGCUCAAGGGGGCAAUUUGUGAGCCGGCCGACAUAGCCAACGCGGCGGUGUUUCUAGCCUCCGAUGAGGCAAACUUCCCUUUUCAGUUUCUUCCUGAUUUUUGGUGUUUGCUGGGAGAAAAGGAAAGAGAACAAGAAAUGUUGAUGGGCAUCAGAUCAAGAAGUAUGUCAAGAGCAUUGAUGUUCAUGAGUCCAAACUUCAAUCGGCCAUUCUCUGUCCAAACAGAAAGGAAAUUUGAAGGCAAGGUAGCACUAAUCACAGGAGGAGCAAAUGGGAUUGGAAGAGAGACCGCCACCAGAUUCAUUGAGAACGGAGCCCAAGUUGUCAUCGCAGAUAUCAACAAACAAAUGGGCCUAGAAACAGCUUCCAAACUCGGGCCCAAGGCCUCAUUCGUUCCCUGCGACGUCACCCAGGAAUCCGACGUCUCCGACGCCGUGGACUUCGCCGUCUCCAAGCACGGACACCUAGACAUCAUGUACAACAACGCCGGCAUCGCAUGCCGCACCCGGAGGAGCAUCGUCGACCUGGAACUCGCCGAUUUCGACCGCGUCGUGGCCGUCAACGUCCGCGGCGUCGUCGCCGGAAUCAAGCACGCGUCGCGGGUGAUGAUCCCGAGGCAAUCCGGCGUCAUACUGUGCACCGCCAGCAUCACCGGCAUGAUCGGCGGUUUAGCCCAGCACACCUACUCCAUCACUAAAUCCAGCGUCAUCGGAGUCGUGACAUCCGUGGCGUCGGAGCUAUGCAAGCACGGAAUCCGGGUGAAUUGCAUCUCGCCGUUUGCUAUCCCGACCAACUUAGUCAUGGGAGAUUUGAAAGAAUUUUUUGCAGGUGUGGAGACCGAAAAGCUCGUCGCCAUCAUACAUAACGCCGGAGAGCUCAAGGGGGCUAAUUGUGAGCCCGCCGACAUAGCCAAUGCGGCGUUGUUUUUAGCGUCGGAUGAGGCAAAGUAUAUCAGCGGCCAUAAUCUGGUGGUUGACGGCGGUUUUACAACCAUGAGGAGCUUAAACUUAAGCCUUCCCGGACAAGAUUAA